AUGGCGCCAAAAAAGAAUACAUCAAAGAGUACUUCCGCGCUCUCUCACUCGCAGCAACUGACGAUUCAGGCUGCUUCUUCAUCAUCUUCGGCGCUUCAUCACUCACCAAAUAAUUCCCCAUCCCACUCAUCAUCAAACAUUGGUGGUAGUAAUAAUGGAGGUUUUAAUAGAGAACCUUUUAAUGCUCUUGCCUACCAACAACAAUUACAAUGGAAUGACGAUGAUGUCAAUGGAAAUUUCAAUGAAAUGUUAGUGGAAAUGGGAGUACCAGAUAGUAUCAGAAGAAAACAAUUGGCAACUAAAACUGUACAGGAAAAAGUCAGGUAUGUACUCUUUGGAUAUUAUAUUUAA
This is a messenger RNA of Naegleria gruberi, 351 nucleotides long. RefSeq lists its product as uncharacterized. The coding region runs from base 1 to 351 and encodes 116 amino acids. The record is from RefSeq and is a predicted model, not a curated record. The transcript has a single exon. NCBI's taxonomy places the organism in Eukaryota, Heterolobosea, Eutetramitea, Acrasida, Naegleriidae.